AGACCCUCACCACCAAAGUUUUGAAUUUUAUUUUAGCUAAAAAAAAAAAACAAAAACAUAAAACAAAAUACAACUACUCUCGUUUCUCUUUUCUCUUUUCUCUUCUCUUCUCUCUGCUGCUGCAGACUCUCUAUCUAGGGUUUCUCUGUUCUCACUCAGGUUGCUGUCGAUAUGGAUUCUGCAGCGCAGUCGUACCAGCAUCGCUCACUUUCAAUCAAGUUAUGGCCUCCUAGCCAGAGUACAAGGCUAAUGCUUGUGGAGCGGAUGACCAAGAACCUAACUACUCCGUCCAUUUUCUCUAGAAAGUAUGGGCUGCUGAGCAAAGAAGAGGCUGAGGAGGAUGCGAAGGAAAUUGAGGAUGUAGCUUUUGCUAAUGCUGCCCAACACUUUGAGAAGGAGCCUGAUGGUGAUGGGAGUUCUGCUGUACAGAUUUAUGCCAAGGAGUCUAGUAAGCUUAUGUUGGAGGUGUUGAAAAGAGGACCAAAAGUGAAGGAUGAUGGAGAAUUGGUAUCUGAGAAGGCUGGUUCUACUGCUGAAACUGUUUUUGACAUAUCUGGGGGUCGCAGAGCUUUUAUUGAUGGGGAGGAAGCUGCUGAACUUUUGAAACCAUUGAGGGGGCCAAACUCUUAUACUAAGAUAUGUUUCAGCAAUAGGAGUUUUGGCUUGGAUGCUGCUCAUGUAGCUGAGCCCAUCCUUAUAUCAAUUAAGGAUCAAUUGAAAGAGGUAGAUCUAUCAGAUUUUAUUGCUGGAAGGCCAGAAGCAGAAGCACUUGAAGUGAUGACUAUAUUUUCUUCUGCGCUGGAAGGUUGUGCUUUAAGAUAUCUGAAUCUGUCAAAUAAUGCCAUGGGUGAAAAGGGGGUAAGAGCAUUUCGGUCGCUCCUGAAAUCGCAAUAUAACUUGGAGGAGCUUUAUUUGAUGAAUGAUGGUAUUUCAGAGGAAGCUUCAAAAGCAGUUGCUGAAUUGAUCCCUUCCACUGAGAAGCUUAGGGUUCUUCAUUUCCAUAAUAAUAUGACUGGGGAUGAAGGGGCGGUUGCUAUUGCUGAAAUUGUGAAACGUUCCCCAGCUUUGGAAGAUUUCCGCUGUUCAUCUACCAGAGUAGGCUCUGAUGGUGGAGUUGCUCUUGCUGAAGCACUUGGGGCUUGUAAGCAUUUGAAGAAGCUUGAUUUGCGUGACAAUAUGUUUGGUGUGGAAGCUGGAGUUGCUCUAAGCAAAGUAAUACCUGCAUUUGUUGAUCUGACUGAGAUAUACCUCAGUUAUUUGAACUUGGAGGAUGACGGCGCAGAAGCCCUUGCCAAUGCACUCAAGGAAUCUGCACCGUCACUGGAAAUUUUGGAUAUGGCUGGGAAUGACAUAACUGCAAAAGCUGCUGCAUCUGUGGCUGCCUGCAUAUCAUCAAAGCAGUUCCUAACCAAGUUAAAUUUAUCUGAAAAUGAACUGAAGGAUGAAGGUGCAGUUUUGAUCAGUAAGGCACUGGAAGAAGGUCACGGCCAAUUAAAUGAAGUUGAUUUAAACACAAACUCAAUCACAUGGUCAGGAGCUAGGCUGUUGGCAGAAGCUGUUGUUCAAAAACCUGGAUUUAAGUUGCUAAACAUUAAUACUAACUUCAUUUCUGAAGAAGGUGUCGAUGAGUUGAAGAAUAUAUUUAAAAAUUCGCCUGAUACGCUGGGUCCUUUGGAUGAGAAUGAUCCUGAAGGAGAGGACAAUGACUAUGAGGCUGAAGAAGAUGAUGAGCAUGAUGAGUUGGAAUCAAAACUGAAGGGCCUUGGCAUUUAGAAGUAUUCAUAGGAAUUAAGUAUGCAACUUCUACAUCAGAUUGAUUGUAGGCCAAUUAAUAUUUGCGACUGGCAUACAUGUUUCAGACCCGGUAGCUAGCUUUAAUCUAUGAUUUUAGAUUUUCUAUUCCAUGACUUUUUUCAAAGAUUACCAGAUAUAUGCUCUUAAUAUAUCUGGCCGGACAUGAAAUGGACAAAUGGUAUUAGCUGCAGAAAUUUCAGGGCUCUAUUGUACUUGGACCUUUUGUUGGGAAUUCAUCUUUGAUUGCAGAGUCACUGCUCUCCUUUUUUA
Molecule: messenger RNA, 2064 nt
Organism: Lotus japonicus
Lineage: Eukaryota; Viridiplantae; Streptophyta; Magnoliopsida; Fabales; Fabaceae
Product: RAN GTPase-activating protein 1
Exons: 2
Coding region: 172-1773 (533 amino acids)
Molecular function (GO): GTPase activator activity; protein binding
Source: RefSeq, a predicted model, not a curated record